Molecule: messenger RNA, 1176 nt
Organism: Manduca sexta (tobacco hornworm)
Lineage: Eukaryota; Metazoa; Arthropoda; Insecta; Lepidoptera; Sphingidae
Source: RefSeq, a predicted model, not a curated record
AACACUUGAUAGAGAUAAUCAAAUAUGGCGGAAUCAGUCAAAAUUUCUUACUUAUUUCGUUCGGGUCUAUUCUAAAUUACAGUGUUUUAUUCUCAAUUAAUUUCAAAAAAUGUUUUAAACUUUUAAUGUAGAUAUAAUAAAAAUCCAAAUUAUCAGUAAUUUUUAAGUUUUUUUUUUCUCAUUACAAUUUUGAUACAUAAAUAUGGGUGAAUCUGGUAAAGGUGGUGGAAAAAACCAAGAUGAUAAAGAUAAAAGAGUUAAAAUUAAUGUGGAAGGUGAAGAUGAGACCGGCGAAGGCGAAAUGGGCCGCAAGAAAAUGAAAAGAUUUCAGUUGCCUAAUCUACCACGCUGGUGGCAAGCCAAAAUCAUACAAUAUGCCUUCGCGCACCCGCAUGUUCGCGCCAGAUUGGAGAAGCACAUGGGCUCCAAUCUGGUACGCCUAACAGACAAGACCUAUAUGACCGAACUAGAAGAACGCAUACGAGCAGUCAACGAAGAAAACCUAAAUAAAAGGAUCUCUUCACGGGUCCUCGAUGAGAUGGAAAGACUGAAGCGACUUAUUUUAGUGGGAAAAACGCCUCUAAAGGAGUGUCCGCCAGAACUGUUCAAUCAUCCAGUUUUCGUCUUCUGGCGAAUGGUUAAUCGAGAGGUCGCAAAAGCGUCCAAGAAACGAGCUGAUGCAUACUACAGGAAACUUAAGGCAUCGCAGAAGUUUGACCAGUCCAUGGAUGAAGAAGCGGAGUCUGAAGAGGAACAGCAGGUGGGGGAACAACUGACCGCUGACCAACUUUUCGCUAAAUGUCGCGCAGAAUUGGAAGCAAAACAGAUUGACAUCGAAAAAGGCGUCCGAUUCACAGACGAACAAUUUGCUAUACUCAAAUAUGAAACUAAUGAUGUGAAAACCCUGAAAAGUCUCACGACGGUGGAAGAACUUUAUGCCCUUGCUGACAAGAUCAUUGGAACGAAACGUAUAUGAUUUAUUUAUAAUCUUUCAAACAUUUGCAAAUAUAACUACGUAAACGUGUAAUUUAUUUUGAUGGUUGAGUUGAGUGCCUUCUAUGUGUCCAUUUACACCGCAUAUAUAUAUUUUAAAAGAAAAACAUCGUAUAGUCCCUUAAAGUAGUGAAAGUAAGUAACAAUGUGUUUUAUAUUGUGUAAUAAAUGUUAAAUAUUUAA